CGCCGCGCCGCCGCCGGCCCCGCCGCCCCGCCGCGCCGCAUGCAGACUAACAGGGAUGCCAAAGGAAAAAUAUGAUCCUCCAGAUCCUCGCAGGAUUUACACCAUCAUGUCGGCGGAAGAGGUGGCCAACGGGAAGAAGUCGCACUGGGCUGAACUAGAGAUCUCGGGGAGAGUGCGGAGCUUAAGCACGUCGCUGUGGUCGCUGACACACCUGACUGCUCUGCACCUCAAUGACAACAACCUUACUCGCAUUCCACCUGAUAUUGCCAAGCUUCACAAUCUGGUUUACCUGGAUCUGUCAUCCAACAAACUCAGAAGUUUACCAGCAGAACUAGGAAACAUGGUGUCUCUCAGGGAAUUGCUUUUAAAUAACAAUCUGUUACGGGUUUUGCCUUAUGAACUUGGACGGCUCUUCCAGCUGCAAACCCUGGGUUUGAAAGGCAAUCCUUUAUCCCAAGAUAUUCUCAGCCUCUACCAGGAUCCAGACGGAACCCGAAAGCUACUGAACUACAUGCUUGACAAUCUAGCAGUUCACCCAGAGCAGCUGCCUCCAAGGCCAUGGAUUACUUUAAAAGAACGAGACCAAAUUCUGCCCUCAGCUUCAUUUACAGUCAUGUGUUACAAUGUGUUGUGUGAUAAAUACGCCACCCGGCAGCUCUAUGGCUACUGCCCGUCCUGGGCACUCAAUUGGGAGUACAGGAAAAAGGGAAUCAUGGAAGAAAUCGUCAACUGUGAUGCAGACAUCAUCAGCCUUCAGGAAGUGGAAACGGAGCAAUACUUCACCCUUUUCCUGCCAGCUCUGAAAGAACGGGGAUAUGACGGAUUCUUUUCUCCAAAGUCACGUGCCAAAAUCAUGUCGGAGCAGGAGAAAAAGCAUGUGGAUGGCUGCGCCAUAUUCUUCAAAACAGAAAAGUUCACUCUGGUGCAGAAGCACACGGUGGAGUUCAACCAGGUGGCCAUGGCCAACUCGGAGGGCUCAGAAGCCAUGUUGAACAGAGUGAUGACCAAGGACAACAUCGGGGUCGCCGUGGUAUUGGAGGUGCACAAGGAAUUAUUUGGAGCAAGUAUGAAAUCGCUUCACGUGGACAAGCAGCUGCUCAUUGUGGCCAAUGCCCACAUGCACUGGGACCCCGAGUACUCAGAUGUGAAACUCAUCCAGACCAUGAUGUUUGUCUCAGAACUGAAAAACAUCCUGGAGAAAGCCUCGAGCAGGCCCAGUAGCCCAACAGCAGAUCCCAACUCUAUCCCUCUGGUGCUGUGUGCAGAUCUCAACUCACUGCCUGACUCAGGUGUAGUGGAAUACCUGAGCAACGGCAUCGUAGCUGACAACCACAAGGACUUCAAGGAGCUGCGUUACAACGAGUGUCUGAUGAACUUCAGCGGCAACGGCAAGAACGGAGCCUCGGAGGGCAGGAUCACGCACGGCUUCCAGCUCAAGAGCGCCUACGAGAACAACCUGAUGCCUUACACCAAUUACACUUUCGACUUCAAAGGUGUGAUUGACUACAUUUUCUACUCCAACACUCACAUGAACGUGCUGGGAGUGCUGGGCCCUUUGGACCCUCAGUGGCUGGUGGACAACAACAUCACGGGGUGCCCGCACCCGCACAUCCCCUCGGACCACUUCUCGCUGCUGACGCAGCUGGAGCUGCAGCCGCCGCUGCUGCCGCUGGUGAACGGCGUGCACCUGCCCUCCCGCAGGUAGUGAGUGCAGCUCCCGCCCGCCCCACGGACCUGUACACUUGUAAAUCCCUCUAGAUAGGAGUGAAGUAUGGCCAACCUUCAGCUGCUUCUUCGAGCUCCUUUCCUUAUGUGUUUGAGAAGAGAUUUUUGCACAUUUUGGUGCACGUCGGUAUCAUUUGGCACUAGGGCUGGAACCAAAGUAUUA
Messenger RNA from Melozone crissalis (California towhee), 1888 nucleotides. RefSeq names its product CCR4-NOT transcription complex subunit 6 like (gene CNOT6L). Gene Ontology annotation, cellular component: cytoplasm; CCR4-NOT complex; nucleus. The transcript is spliced from 12 exons. The coding region runs from base 56 to 1705 and encodes 549 amino acids. The record is from RefSeq and is a predicted model, not a curated record. Gene Ontology annotation, molecular function: protein binding; poly(A)-specific ribonuclease activity. Gene Ontology annotation, biological process: nuclear-transcribed mRNA poly(A) tail shortening. NCBI's taxonomy places the organism in Eukaryota, Metazoa, Chordata, Aves, Passeriformes, Passerellidae.